This is a messenger RNA of Dromiciops gliroides (monito del monte), 330 nucleotides long. Its product is annotated as oncomodulin. Lineage: Eukaryota; Metazoa; Chordata; Mammalia; Microbiotheria; Microbiotheriidae. Gene Ontology annotation, molecular function: calcium ion binding. The record is from RefSeq and is a predicted model, not a curated record. Bases 1 to 330 code for a protein of 109 amino acids. Gene Ontology annotation, cellular component: cytoplasm; nucleus. The transcript has 4 exons.
AUGAGCAUCACUGAUGUUCUUAGUGCUGCUGACAUAGCUGCUGCCCUGGAGGAGUGCCAAGACCCAGAUUCUUUCAACCAUAAAAAAUUCUUCGAGACUUCUGGCCUGUCCAAGAUGUCUGCUAGUCAGGUCAAGGACAUUUUUCGGUUCAUAGACAAUGAUCAGAGUGGAUAUCUGGAUGAAGAAGAGCUCAAGUUUUUCCUCCAGAAAUUUGAAAGUGGAGCUAGAGUCCUGACCAGUUCAGAAACCAAGUCCCUGUUGGAGGCAGCUGAUAAUGAUGGAGAUGGCAAAAUUGGGGCUGAUGAAUUCCAGGAAAUGGUGCAUUCUUAA